Molecule: messenger RNA, 1614 nt
Organism: Ordospora pajunii
Lineage: Eukaryota; Fungi; Microsporidia; Ordosporidae
Exons: 1
Coding region: 1-1614 (537 amino acids)
Source: RefSeq, a predicted model, not a curated record
AUGGUUCCACAGUUGAUCAAAAGUACACUUUGCACCAUGCACAUGCACAUGCAAGUGUCAGAGCUCAGAGAACUGCACAACUCAAGGAAUCAUGAGGAAAUAUACAGCAGGAUCAGGCAGGAGAUGCAAAAGCUCAACUUCAGGCAGAAACUUUCGACCGAUGAUCUUGACGGAUUGAAGCUGUGCAUAGAGAAUGAGAUAAAGAAAUGUGUGUAUGCCCAGAAAAGCAUCCCCAGGCCUGUUAUCAGCAUAACACUGCUGCUGGGCAAUGAGUUUGAAGAAAAGGCGAGAUCAUCCAUGGCCUCUCACAUGACCAUUCUGUGCUCGGUAGAUUAUCAAGAUGUCCUGAAGCACAGCUUCCGCAAGCUGUCGUCACUUGGUGCAUGCUUGAUGUGGGUUGAAGAGAACUUGGCAAAGGUAAUGCUGAGAUAUGCUCUUAUAAGCGAUUGGAACCUAGCAUUGGAGGUUCUGCUCAGAUACUAUGUCAUGACAAAGCAGAAAAUAUGUGACUACUUCUUCUACAACGAUGUCGAUGAGGAGGAUUUUGUGCAAGCAUUUGACAUGGCGCUAAGGUACGAAAAAAGAUUCGCAAAGCUGGUUGAUGACAGUAAGUGUAGCUUAUGCAUGUGCCGGCAUCAAGAUAGCUCGGACGAAAACUGCACACAAGAUCUUGCCUCGGCCAUCAAUCAUUCAUGCAGCCAUAUGAGAAUGAUAUCGUCGCAGUUUAUACCAAACAUUGCAAUUUACCUAAAGGUAUCGUUUGAUCGGCUAGUCGGUGGCGAGUUCGAGCAGGGCAAUGCCAAGGUUUGUGUUAUUUCUGCUGUGCUCGACUUCUUUCAUGGACUAGAAAGGAUUUUGAAAAAGAUUGAAUAUCUUGAUGACGUAUCUGCAUACAAAUGCUUGGUUAGAUACUUCGACAAAUAUAUCGCAAUCCUGAUAAGCAAGAUCCGCCUUGGAAACACUAUAUACAAAUCCAUUGUUGUAUUGAACACACUUUUAUUUGCACGGGAAACAAUGUCAGACUUCAUGGCCAGGGUUCUUGGGCAAGCAGGAAUCCUGGAAGACACUCCAAAUGCAUCUGAGCAAAUAAGGAAGAUGGAGGCAUUCCACGGCAGCGUCAUAGACAGCCAACUCUCGGUCUGCUUUGAAAAAAUCAGCUUCGAAUCGCCCAAUGACUUGGCAAAAGACAUCAUAAGGUUCAUAGAUGCAGAAAUCAUAAGCGAUGCCACAAAGGGCAUUGGAGAAGAAACCAGAAUGGUGUUGCUAGAGUCGAUGGUUUCGCAAAUGCUUUCAAGAAUAUACUCAAUCGGAAUCACCUCGGAUGCCGCUGAAGCUCUUCUGCUCGAGGUAGCUGAGGUUAAAAAGCAUCUCAAGCCAAAAGUAAGUGUCAUUCCAAUGAUGGAUGUCCUAGAAAAGUACUUGAAGAUCUUCCUCUGCUCGUAUGAUGAUGAGGAUUGCUUUGUGAACAACUUCAUGCUCAUGUCAGAAGACAUUUUUUCAUUUGAGCAGAUCAUCAGCAGUGUGCAAUGCAAGGAAAAAAAAGGAAAUCUGUGGGCUGCGUAUCAAAGGCAUACCGGCACCUCAACGCCAGGCAUUGCUUCUUUGCACUUCUAA